Molecule: messenger RNA, 1004 nt
Organism: Lycium ferocissimum
Lineage: Eukaryota; Viridiplantae; Streptophyta; Magnoliopsida; Solanales; Solanaceae
Product: small ribosomal subunit protein eS8-like
Exons: 5
Coding region: 134-799 (221 amino acids)
Biological process (GO): translation; maturation of SSU-rRNA from tricistronic rRNA transcript (SSU-rRNA, 5.8S rRNA, LSU-rRNA)
Cellular component (GO): ribosome; cytosolic small ribosomal subunit
Molecular function (GO): structural constituent of ribosome
Source: RefSeq, a predicted model, not a curated record
GUAAGGACAAGAUUGGAAUUGUGAAGUUGCUAGGGUUUAAUAAAGUUAUAAGCUGAUAAAACCCACCACAUUGUACCUGAUUGCAGAGCCGUCAAGAAAACCUAAAUCCUAGGUUCCUCCAUAACCGGCAACAAUGGGUAUCUCUCGUGAUUCUAUGCACAAGAGACGUGCCACUGGAGGCAAAAAGAAGGCUUGGAGGAAGAAGAGAAAGUACGAGCUUGGAAGACAGCCAGCAAACACAAAGCUUGUGCCUAAUGCUAAGACUGUUAGACGGAUAAGAGUCCGAGGAGGUAAUGUGAAGUGGCGUGCUUUGAGGUUGGAUACUGGGAAUUACUCUUGGGGUAGCGAGGCUGUUACAAGGAAGACUCGUUUGUUGGAUGUGGUGUAUAAUGCCUCUAACAAUGAGUUGGUUAGGACACAAACCCUGGUGAAGAGUGCAAUUGUUCAGGUUGAUGCAGCUCCAUUUAAACAGUGGUAUCUCCAACACUAUGGAGUUGAAGUUGGUCGCAAGAAGAAGACUGCUGCUUCCAAGAAAGAAGGAGAGGAGGCUGAGGCUGUUCCAGAGGAGAAGAAGAGUAACCAUGUCCAAAGAAAGCUGGAAAAGAGGCAACAGGAUCGCAAGAUUGACCCACAUAUUGAGGAGCAAUUUGCUAGUGGGCGUCUAUUGGCUGCAAUCUCAUCACGACCUGGCCAGUGUGGUCGCGCUGAUGGUUACAUCUUGGAGGGUAAGGAACUCGAGUUUUACAUGAAGAAACUCCAGAAGAAGAAAGGGAAGGGUGCCAGUGGUGCUACUGCUUAGAGUUGCAGCUUCAUUUUCUUAUAUUAUCAGAAGUUCAGAACAAAUUAGAUUGGUUGUUCUUCCCUUUUUUCUUUAGUGUCGGUACUACUCUUCAUUGGAAGGGAAUGAUAACUUUUUGUAUCAGAGUUAGAUUCAAGUUUGUUUUACAUAUGGUUAACUGAGAAUUUUGAGAACGGCCUGCUUUAUCAAAAAAGAAUUUUGAGAA